UGUUUCUUUUUAAUUUCCUUUUCUCUGAUCUUAUACAAGAAUACCCAAAAUGUCACUCACCGCCGGGAGCACGGCCGUCGGAGCUUCUAACGUCGGACGUCCAUUUGCUAAAUUGGUGUCUCGACCGCGGGAGAUAGUGGCCGUACGAUGUAGUCUCAACUAUGGCGUGGCUGCAAUCUUGACUAAGCUGCAGAAGGACUGUGCCACUCCUCUCCCAGUCUUGCGCCACGUGGCUGAUGCCAUGGCUGCCGACAUGCGAGCCGGGAUUUCCGUCGACGGCGGCAGUGAUCUGAAGAUGAUUCCCAGCUAUGUCGACACUCUACCAACUGGGAACGAGAGAGGAUUAUUUUAUGCAUUGGAUCUUGGUGGUACUAAUUUCCGGGUGUUGAGGGUGCAAUUGGGAGGGAAAGCAGAGGGCAUAAUCGCCACCAAGUUUGAGCAAGUGGCUAUACCACCGGAAUUGAUGUGUGGAACUUCCGAGGAGCUUUUCGAUUUCAUUGCCUCUGCAUUGGCGAAAUUUGCAGAAGAGGGAGGAAAGUUCCAUUUGCCACUCGGAAGGGCAAGGGAAAUAGGAUUUGCGUUUUCCUUCCCUGUGAGGCAGACUUCUAUUAACUCCGGUGUUCUAAUCAAAUGGACUAAGGGUUUUACUGUCUCUGGAACCGUGGGGGAAGAUGUGGUUGCUUGUUUAAAUGCAGCUAUGGAGAGGGCGGGAUUAGAUAUGCGUGUGUCUGCUCUGGUCAACGAUGCCGUGGCAACACUGGCUGCAACCCGAUACUGGGAUGAAGAUGUCGUGGUUGCUGUUAUUCUUGGAACCGGAACCAAUGCUUGCUACAUUGAACGCAUGGAUGCUAUUCCUAAACUGUCAGAACAGACGUCAAUAUCUGGGAUAAUGAUUGUGAGUACCGAGUGGGGAGCAUUUACGGGUUGCCUUCCUUUGACCGAGUUUGACAGAGAAAUGGAUGCAGAGAGCCUUAAUCCUCGUGAGCAGAUAUUCGAGAAGACAAUUUCGGGCAUGUACCUUGGAGAAAUUGUUAGAAGGGUACUGGUCAAAAUGAGCGAAGUUGGCUUAUUUGGAGGCUCUCUCCCGGAGAAAUUAUUCACGCCCUUUGCUCUCAGUACACCAGAUAUGUGUGCAAUGCAGCGGGAUACUUCCCGGGAUCUUGAAGGCGUUGGGUCAAUCCUCUACGAUGUUCUUGGGGUGAAUUCUGACUUGUGUGCGAGAAGGGUAACUGUGGAUGUUUGUGAGACUAUUGCGAAACGCGGUGGCCAACUGGCUGGUGCAGGAAUUGUCGGGAUUCUGCAGAAGAUGGAGGAGGAUUCUCGAGGUCUUAUAUUCGGGAAGAGGACAGUAGUAGUGGUAGAUGGAGGCUUAUAUGAGCAUUAUCCACAGUACAGAAGCUACCUCCAAGAAGCUAUCGUCGAGCUUCUGGGUUCAGAAAUUUCGAGAAAUUUAGUCAUACACCACUCGAAAGAUGGUUCUGGGAUUGGGGCUGCUCUCAUAGCUGCUGCAAACUGUAAGUAUGAACAUGACAGUUAAACCUUAAUUUUACUGCAAGAAAAGUUGCGAUUCUUGAAAUAGCUACACUUCCGCCAUGAAAGACAGCCAUGGAUUCUCAAUUCUCAGUUUUUCUUAUUGUAUAAUGCAGUAUGAAAAUAAUGAACAAUUGGUUCCUCUAUGAUGAA
Messenger RNA from Ipomoea nil (Japanese morning glory), 1683 nucleotides. RefSeq names its product hexokinase-2, chloroplastic-like. Gene Ontology annotation, molecular function: ATP binding; mannokinase activity; glucokinase activity. The transcript is spliced from 9 exons. Gene Ontology annotation, biological process: intracellular glucose homeostasis; glycolytic process; glucose 6-phosphate metabolic process. Gene Ontology annotation, cellular component: cytosol; mitochondrion. The record is from RefSeq and is a predicted model, not a curated record. Lineage: Eukaryota; Viridiplantae; Streptophyta; Magnoliopsida; Solanales; Convolvulaceae. Bases 50 to 1537 code for a protein of 495 amino acids.